Messenger RNA from Nannospalax galili (Upper Galilee mountains blind mole rat), 2575 nucleotides. It is a transcript of the gene Ccdc91, whose product is annotated as coiled-coil domain containing 91. The record is from RefSeq and is a predicted model, not a curated record. The coding region runs from base 348 to 1676 and encodes 442 amino acids. Gene Ontology annotation, cellular component: trans-Golgi network. The transcript is spliced from 14 exons. Lineage: Eukaryota; Metazoa; Chordata; Mammalia; Rodentia; Spalacidae. Gene Ontology annotation, biological process: Golgi to lysosome transport.
CCUGGCCGCCGGGUGCUGCGUGGGCCGCCCCAAUUUGGGUUCCUGGGGCCGCCGUCGCCCCAGGGGGUCUGGCGCAGGUCCGAGUCCGAGUCCACGGGUCCGAGAGCCGAGGUGGCCCGCCAACAGCGCGCGGAGCAGUCGUGAAGACAUGUGCUGUUUGUGGUUCGGCUCCUUCCUAGUGUUGCUGUGCCUCAGUUCUCGUCUCCUCGCCUCUGCUUCAUCCCCUGUACAUUCCAGCUUCAUGAAGGCUCCUUUGUGGGUUAUCCCAAUCAGAUAUGUGCGUUGAAACUACGUAGCAUAAUUGCUGUCUUCCGCAUACCUCGAGGCCACAGGGUGCUGCUUAAAGAAUGGACGAUGACGAGUUUGGUGGUUUUGAGGCGGCAGAGACUUUCGAUGCUGGGGACAGCGGAAGCCAGGCGACGUCUCCGGCUGUUCCCUGGGCGGCCUUUCCUGCGGUAUCCGGAGUCCAUCUGUCACCAGCUUCUCCCGAGCUUGUCCUGGACCAUGAACACUCACCUCCAUCGAUUGCCUGCCUCUCCACCGAUGCCAUCAUUUCAUCAGCAGAGGAUGCACAUGCAGACAAUGGCCUUGGGAGUCAGACCAUCCCCAAAGCCCAGAUUGAGCAGUCGAUGCACACGCAUCUGAAUAUCCCGCUCUUCCCACUGGAUUUGACUGAUGAGAUGAGCAGUGGGGCGAUUGCUCUGGUGGAUGAGUCUGAAGGUCCUGGAGCCGAUGUCUCCAACACGCAGCUCCAGCAGAAAAUAUCAAGUCUGGAGACUAAACUCAAAGCGUCUGAAGAAGAAAAACAGAGAAUUAAAAAGGAUGUGGAAUCUUUGAUGGAGAAGCACAGCGUCUUAGAAAAGGGUUUCCUGAUGGACAGGGAGCAGGAGGCCGUUUCUUUUCAAGAUAGAUACCGAGAACUUCAGGAAAAGCAUAAGCAAGAGCUGGAAGACAUGAGGAAAGCCGGCCACGAGGCGCUGAGCAUCAUCGUGGACGAGUACAAGGCACUUCUGCAAUCCUCAGUUAAGCAACAGGUAGAGGCCAUCGAGAAGCAGUAUGUGUCUGCCAUCGAGAAGCAGGCCCAGCGCUGUGAGAAGCUGCUCCAGGCCCAGCAUCAGAGGCUCCUGGAAGUGCUCGACACCGAGAAGGAACUGUUGAGAGGGAACAUCCAGGAAGCGCUGGCCCAGCAGUCUCAAGAGCAGAAGGAAAUACUGGGGAAGUGCUUGGAAGAAGAAACACAGAGGAACAGAGACAUGCUGGAGUCGGCCGCGAAGCUUGAAAAGGAAGCGGUGAAAGACGUGGUCAUGAAGGCAGUAGAAGAAGAAAGGAAAAGUCUGGAAAAAGUUCAUGCUGAAGAAAGGGAGUUGUGGAAGACAGAACACGCAAAAGACCAGGAGAAGGUAGCUCAGGCCAUCCAGAUGGCUGUGCAGGAGCAGAGGAAGAUAAGUCAGGAAGCUGUGAAGGCAGCCAUCAUAGAAGAGCAGAAACGGAGCGAGAAGGCCAUGGAGGAAGCGGUAAAGAGGACCAGGGACGAGCUGGUGGAGUACGUGAGAGAGCAGCAGAGGCUUGAUCAAGUCACCCGUCAACGCAGCUUGUCCAGCCUGGAGCUGUUCCUCUCCUGCGCCCAGAAGCAGCUGAGUGCUUUAAUAGCUACGGAGCCGGUUGACAUUGAAUAAAGGGAACAUAACGUAUUUGCCUGCCCUGGUCAUUGAGCCUGUCCAGUCUGGAGCUGUUCCUCUCCUGCACCCAGAAGCAACUGAGUGUUCUAACAACUAAGGAGCUGUUGGCAUUGAAUAAAGAGAACAUGGCGGGCUACCCUGCCCCAUCACUGCGUUAGUUACUAGACUUCUGACUUAGAUGCUGUGAAUCAUAAAGAUGCUUUUGAGUUUUGUUCUGUUUUGUGGAAAAGGUGGAGAGUUGGUUUCCAGGUCAAGGAUGAGCCAAAACAAUAUCUAGAACUAGCAAAGAAUCUGUUUACUUCUAUUACUUUAUUUCAUUGUGAGUUGCAACAGCAGAGUCUAACAUGACCUUUGCAAACCAAGGAAAAGUGCCAUAGUAUCAAGUCUGUCGGGUAAACAUUAUGUCUUCAGGUGGCCUGAUAACACUGUAUUUGGUAAAAGGAGUCUCCUUUGGCCUCAAGGUGAUCCCUGAUAAGACACUCCUCUGUGACCCUGAAUUUGGUUCUGAGUUAGAAGGAGCGUGGGUCCCAUGCUGGCUACGUAAAGCAGAUAUAAAACACAAAGUGCUGAUGGGAUGAUUGUUCUGAUUAACCUAAGCUCUUCUCUGCAGUUGAAUCCAUGUGUUCUCAUUGAUCUACUGAAAACAGUGCGACACUAAAAAUGCUCAGCUUCGGCUGACACCCCACGUGAACUGGGGUGUGAGCAGGCUUAUUUCCUACUGUCUGCCCUCAAAAGCACUGUAAUAAUUUCUCUUUUGCAUUACCAUAAUCAUCAUAAUCUCUGGAAAGGGAACAUAGCUCAACAUCUGUGGGAGUUCGGGUUCAAAUAUGGAUGUAAAGAAUCAUCAGGAUGCCUUGAUUCAUGAGCUCUUGCUCCAGUCCCAAAUCAUGAGUACU